Messenger RNA from Doryrhamphus excisus (bluestripe pipefish), 1434 nucleotides. RefSeq names its product TraB domain containing (gene trabd). Lineage: Eukaryota; Metazoa; Chordata; Actinopteri; Syngnathiformes; Syngnathidae. The record is from RefSeq and is a predicted model, not a curated record.
GCAUUGCGCAGGACAUGACGAAGAGCGCUGCGGUAGUGGAGGAGAAGCAAGCUUGUUUGAACAUCUUCGAACAUGGAGCGAGACAACAAUUCUGAGGAUGGGUCUGUGGGACCGGCAGAAGAUCCUUUAGAAGAUGCACCACCUUGCCUUCCACCAGGACUGUCCGACAGUGAAGCGAUGGAGUUGCUAUGGCAGUAUCGAGCCCAGCGACGGCAGUCGUCACCGGAGCUGCCGGAAACGGUGACCCGUCUUGUGUCCCCUGAUGGCAGUCUUCUGUACCUGGUGGGCACCGCCCACUUUAGCGACAGCAGCAAAAGGGACGUGGCCACGACAAUCCGUGCUGUGCAGCCAGACGUGGUCGUGGUGGAGUUGUGCCAGUACAGGGUGUCCAUGUUGAAGAUGGAUGAGAAUACAUUACUGAAGGAAGCCAAAGACAUUAACCUGGAUAAGGUCCAGCAGGCUAUCAAGCAGAAUGGCUUAAUGUCCGGCUUGAUGCAGAUUCUGCUCCUCAAAGUUUCCGCUCACAUCACCGAGCAACUCGGAAUGGCACCCGGAGGGGAGUUUCGGGAAGCUUUCAAAGAGGCUGGGCGUGUGCCGUUCUGUAAGUUUCAUCUGGGAGACAGACCCAUCCCUGUCACGUUCAAGAGAGCCAUUGCUGCUCUCAGCUUGUGGCAAAAGGCCCGUCUUGCUUGGGGUCUUUGCUUUCUUUCAGACCCGAUCAGCAAGGAGGACGUCGAGAAGUGCAAACAGAAGGACCUGCUGGAACAGACCAUGUCGGAGAUGAUCGGCGAGUUCCCAGCUCUUCACCAGACCAUCGUGGCUGAGCGAGACAUCUACCUCACGCACACACUGCGCCAGGCGACGCGCUGUGUGGAGGUUCCUCCCAAUGCCCAGAAAGUGCCUGCUGUUGUAGUCGGAGUUGUCGGAAUGGGCCACGUGCCCGGCAUCGAAAGAAACUGGGACGAGUAUCUCAACGUCAGCGAGAUCAUGAGCGUGGCGCCACCUUCUCAGAUUGGCUGGGUUUUACGAACGGUUAUGAAAGGCGUCAUGAUGGGAAUGCUGGGAUUUGUUUGCUACCGCGCCGGAAGGAGUUUGGUUCGAGCCGUACUGUCUUCAUCUACUGUUCGAUCGGUUGUGGACAAUCUACGUCUUUCCCCGGCUUGACCUCACGAGUGAACCGAUGAAAGGUUGAUUCGUGAAAACAGUGCAUCUUUUUACCAAUGGCCUUAAACGAGGAAGUGACGCUAGGAGGAAAGGGGUCAAUCAGCCCACAAGGACCUCUGGGGGGGCCGAAAUGACCACGUUUCACUUUGGUACAUCUAUGGACUUGGAAGGGCUGUGCUGCCAAAGAAACCUACACUGUACUGUUUUUUUUUUUCCUCAUUUGUGAAAAGCCUGUAUAUUUUAACAUGUACAAAAAUACCAUUCAUUAUU